Closterium sp. Yama58-4 is the source of this 7554-nucleotide messenger RNA. The record is from the annotation of a GenBank genome assembly. NCBI's taxonomy places the organism in Eukaryota, Viridiplantae, Streptophyta, Zygnematophyceae, Desmidiales, Closteriaceae.
AUGGCGCCGUACUCGGGUGCGCCGCGCACCACGGCCGUCAUAGCCACGGACCUGCUCUCCGGCCAAGUGCUGCGCUGCGAGGUGCGAGUGGACGUGGUGCAGCGUGUGGCCAUAUUCCACCGCAGCCUUAAGAUGGGCCUCUCCUCGCUCGCGGAUCUCGAGCCCUGGGCCCCCCUUCUUUGCCAUGCUCCCCCUCAAUUCUUGCUUACACUCAAUUCUUGCUUAUUCUUAACCGUUACUUCCUCCCCUCAAUCCCUGCUUUUCCCCAACCCCUGCUUCCCCCUUCUCCCCUGUUUCCCCCCACCCCUGCUUCCCCCCUCUCCCCUUCCUCCCCCUACCCCUGCUUCCCCCCACCCCUGCUUCCCCUCAACCCCUGCGCUCACCUGUUGCCCCCCGCCAGGCGACGUGUUCUCAUCAGUGGCGGGCCUCACCUUCCGCUGGACCCUCACGCCCCUCGGCUCGCCCCUCCCCGCCCACCGCCAACCUGCGGCCUCCUCUGCGCCACGUGGCGAGCAGGCAUUGGAGCACCGCCUGCAGCACGUGCCCCUGGAGGAGGCGGCGCUGCUGCUGGCAGGCGGAGAGGAGGGGCGCGGCGCUGCCAGGGACGACCUGGGGGUGGAGCGGUCAGACGUGUAUGUGGUGAGGGGUGUGGCGCCGGGGCAGGAGAAGGUCUCCGUGCAGCUCAUGGACGCUGAUGUCACCGCCGCAGGAGCAGCAGCAGCAGGGGGUGCAGCAGCACUGCCAUCGGAUGCCAUAACGCUGACGGUGGCGCAGGCCUUCUCCCUGCAGCCGCCCUCCCCCGUGCUGCUGCUGCCUGGCGCCCGCCUGCCCUUCCGCCUCCUCACCUUCACCCACAAUGCUCUGCACCCGGUGCAGCUGCCCUCCCCCAGCUACGCGUGGGCAACAGCCAACGCAUCAGUGGCCUCGGUGCACCCCUCCCAGGGCGUGGUGACAGCCCUCGCCCAGGGCGCCACCACGCUCACCGCCACUGACGUGCGUGUCGCCGACCACCACCAGGCCGCCUCCAUCCACGUCGUCACGCCUGGCCAUGUCAAGAUCUUCCUCGCACCGCUGGCGCCUCUCCCAGGGGGGAAUGGGGGCACCGGUGGCGAGGGGGAGGUGUGUUCUGGAGCAGGUGCAGCUGGGGGAGGGGGUCUGCCUGGGGCUGUAGCCUGCAGGGCUGUGGCGGAGCCUGUGGCCAGUGGGGGGGACACGUGGCACCUUGUGGUUGGUCGGGAGUACGCUCUCUGGGUGCAGGUGUUUUCCCAUGGCUGGCCCAGCCGGCCCGUGCUGCUCACACAGGCGGACACACUGCUGCUGCGCUUCGACCACCCACCCCUCUGGUCUGUCGUUGGGGAGGAUGCUGCUGCGGUUGCCUCCCUACCGGCACAGGCGCCUCCUGCUGUGGAGGGGGGAGGGGGUGGUGGGGAGGAGAGGAGCAGGGUGGUUGUGGUGCGAGGGGGGCAGCAGGGGCAGGGCGAGGUGCAGUCUGAGCUGCGGUACCGAGAGGUGCAGAGCGGUGGGAAGGGGCGGGAGGAGAAGGUGGUGGCGGUGCAGGCGAUUCGUGUGUGCGACCCCGUGCUGGUGCACCUGCCCUCCCCCACAACCCCCGCCUCUUCUUCAUCUCCUCCUCCUGUGGACCCUGUCCACGUGGUACACCUGCCGUGGGUGCCGCAGCUUGACUCUGCGCCACCACCGCUGCGGCAGCACCUGCUGCUGCUGGCGUCGGGAGGUGAGCAGAGUCAUGCACUCUCUGACUCCACUGUCAUCCACGUGGCGCCCUCUGGUUGGCUGACGGUGGCCGGCCCGGGUGUUGCGGUGGUGCGAGUGGCAGCAGCAGUGGAUGGCAACAACUACCACCAGGCAGUGGGCGAGGAGGAGGGCAGCGCGCUGCAGCUGAACGUGGGCGUUGAGGCGCUUGUGGGCCACUCCCUGCUGCUCGCUGCCCGCCUCCUCUCCUCCUCAGGUCCGCUGCUCUGCCCACUGCUUUCCCACACCCUUCUUGCAUGCUUGCCGACCCUCUCUCCUGACCCUCUGCUCUAUGCCUGGGUGCCCUCCAGAUGCGAACCGUACACCAACUGCACCGCGCUCAACCCAUUCGUGCAGUGGCAACUGCAGCCGCUGCUCCCUGCCGCACCCCCCUCCUUCACUCUCACCUCACCAGCCCUCCUUGCCGUGGUACCACCAUCCGCCCUCUCGCCCAUCUGUGUGUGGACCUCCCUCUCCGCCAUAGCCCCUGGUCGCACACAAGCAACAGCCCUCCUACCAUUGCCGCCACGCACAAAACCCGCUGAUGCUGACGCCCCUGACAGUGCAGAAAAGGCAGUGGGGGGCGCAGAAGGUUCGAGUGAGGGCGUGCAGGGGGAGUGGGCGGUGGCGGGGUAUGAGGCGAUGCGUGUGGUGCAGGCAGGGGAUGGGUGGCGCCAGGGCGGCUAUGGGCUGCCGGACUCGCUUGCUGCCUCUGCUGCAUCUGCCAUCCCUGGAAGGCAAGCAGACUUGUCCGCAGCAGCAGGUGCGGAUUCCCUACCAUCAGCAGCAUCAGCAUCAGUACCGGGAGCAGUAGCUGCAGCGCUGGGCAUCGGGGCAGGGCUGUCAGUGCCGGCUCUCCUGCUGGCGCCAGGGGCGUCCAUGGCCCUCGCCCUCUCAGGCGGGCCCGACAGGUGGAUCCCAGGCAGGCAGUUCCUGGACCACGUGCAUGUGGCGGCCGUGGGGGCGGAGACGGGGCCGCUGGUGGCAGACGAGGCGGAGGAGAAAGGAGGGGAGGGGCGGAGGGAGGGCGAGAAGGGAGGGGAGGUGGAGGUGGAGCAGGUGGGGGGGCGGGGUGGCAGGGGGUAUGUGGUGCGGUGUGGGGGCAACGAGGCGUUCAAUGGCAGCUACCGUGUGACCAUCACCAGAGGCCACCAGCCGUCCUCGCAUGCCUCGCCCGCCACCCUGCCCUCCGCGUCCAUCAUGCUGCACUGCGCGCUGCCUGCUGCUGCCGCCAUCCUGCUCGAUGACUCCACUCGCCUCCCUGCAGCCAUAGCAGCAUCAGCAGCCUCAUGCCAUCCACCAACGGGAGAAUGCCACGUGGCACCAAUCACCCUUGUGACACAUCAGCACGUGCGGCUGGUCGCUGCAGCCCUCUCCUCCUCCAUUGCGCCCUUCGCCAACGCGUCCAGCCAAUGGCUGCAUGCCACGUGGCAGCUGGAGGGGUGUGAUGACAUGGCAUGGUGGGGCGCGGACGAGAGCAGCAACGGGGGAGUUGGUUCAGGGGAGGAGUGGAGCAGAUGGGUGCACACAGGCGACAAUGGAGGCGAGUGUCGGGUGCAUGUGGAUGUGACGGCACCGCACGCCAAGGGGGGCUGGCUGCACAUGAAGCUGGAGGGGCAGCCCGCACAUACGGACGCCUUCCAUCUGCGCGCCUCCGCCCUCCUGCAGGUGGUGAAGGCGCUCAGGCUGGAGCCACAGGCGGUGCUGCUCGUCAACCACCCUCACGCCCAUGCGGAUGUGACAGUAACGGGGGGUACCUCCGAGCUUCAGUUUUUCAUCUCCGACCAAUCAGUGGCUGCCAUUCUGCCACGUGGCACAGCAGCAGCAGUCCAGCUGGCAGCGCGUGCACGAGGCGAUGCCACGUUGACAGCAGUGGACGCUGGCCUCUCCCAUCCGCUCUCUGCCAACGCCUCGGUGUCAGUGGCUGACGUGGCAUGGGUGCGCCUGCAUCCCGAGGGCGCUCAGCCGUCCACGUCAGCAGGGGCGGGCGAGUGGUGGGUGCAGGUGGGCGCUGUGGCGCGCAUCACGGUGACAGUGGGGGACGACCGCGCCCGCCUCUUCCCCGCCUCGCAGUUCGCAUGGAUGGGGUUGGAGGCGCACGGCAUGGCGGGCGUGGUCGCCCUGCACUUGCCCUGCUCACGCCCCUCUGCUGCUGGGGAUGACGUGGCAUGCUCUGAUUCGCUGGAGCUCACAGGGACUGCUGUGGGGGUCACCACUGCCUUCCAGGUGAGCGCGGGCAUUCACGCGUCCACACGGAGGGUGUUUUCAGACGCCGUGCGCAUCACCGUGUAUGCGCCCCUCGCCCUGCACCCACCCUCGCUCACCCUCGCCCCGGGAGCAUCAUACAUGGUUCGUGCUCCUGCCCCACCCCCACUCCUCCCUGCUCCACCCCUUCCCAACACUUUCCCUUUCUCCUUUUCCUACAUGCCCUCUGUUUCUCUUCUUGAGCAAGCAUGCAUGCAUGCCACAGGCGGUCCCUCCUCCCCAACCACGACCAUCGCAUUCGCCUCCUCCAAUGCUGACGUGGCGCACGUCGAUUCAUCUUCUGGCCUCGUCGCAUCCCGAGCGCCUGGCACAGCUGUCAUCCGAGCCAUGGCGCUAGGCUCGGCAGGGCAGGUGUUGAGCGUUGCCGAGUCUCGGGUGGAGGUUCGGGUGAUGGAGGCGGUGGGACUGAGUGUGGGCAGCGGGCAGCUGGCAGUGGGCGAGGAGAUGGCCGUGUUUCCCACCGGGGGGCAUGAGGUGAGACGUCAAGAUCUGAAUUGCUGUCUUCUUACCCCUCUUCCUUGUCUCCCUCUUCACCUCAUCUAUCCCUUUUCCUCACCAUCUUUCUCCUCUUCUUUCCCGCAUUUUCUCCCCCACCAUCAGGGAGAGGAUUUGCUCUCAUUCGCACGUGUGUGCCACGGCUACCAAUGGAGCGUCAGCCACAACCAGCUGCUGCAGCUACAAACGGCGCCAUCGCUCGAUGCGCAGGUGCCUGCCAGCACCGCAGGGGCGGCCAGCAGCAGCAAGCGCGGGAGUGACAGUGCCACUGACAGUGGCGGUGCAGCGGUAGACAUUGGCUUCUCAGCGCGAAUCACUGCCAGGUCAGCUCAGCUGCACAGCAACGCAGGAGCAAGUGCCUCUGCUGCUGCUCCUUUCUUUUUCCGCGCUUCUUCUACAUUCCAUGCCAUGCUCUUUCUUCUUCCUCCCGAUCCCACCUCCCUGCCGUUGUUCUCUCAUCCUCCCCACCACCUCUUUCACCUCAGGGCGCCCGGCACAGCCACAGUGUCUCUCACCUUCGUCUGCUCCUUCCCCACCUCCUCCAAGCCCUCAGCAGCCCCCCUCCGUCGCUCCUACUCCGCUUCUGCCUCCGUCUCCAUCGUCCCCACGCCCCCUCUCGCGCUUGGCAUCCCUGCCACGUGGCUGCUGCCCAUUGGCUACACCUCCUCCCCUCUCCUCCCGCCCUCCCUCACAACCACCGCUUCCCAAGGAGCACCUGCUGCUGUUCCGCGCUACACCUACUCCUUGCUGCAGGACCAGGCAGCACAGCUGACGGUGGGCGACAACGACUUCCCCUUCCAUGCCGCUGAGCUCUCUGUGCCCGCCCACCAGCUCUUCUCCGUUCACCUCCGAGACAGCCUCGGAGUGCCCUUCCUGGAAGCUUCUGAUGCGCGGGUGGAGGUUGACGUGGACAGGCCUGACGUGGUGUCAGUGGCCGUGGUGCCCAGCCUACCAGGGCCUGACACGUGGCAGCCUGCCAACAUGACUGUGGUGGUGAAGGUGCGUGUGCGUGUGCGUUUGGGGGAGGGGUGGGGGGACAAGGAGGUGCAUGGAAGUGGGGAAACAAGGCAGAGAGGUCGGUGCAGAGCAUCUCUCGUCCUGGCUGCCUCCCACUCACCACCACCCCUGCUCUCUGUCUUCCCCUCAUUUCCCUCUCUUUCCUCCUCACCCCCCAUCCCCCCUACCGUCUCUUCCCCUUCCGACCGCCCCUCUCCCCUCCAGGCGGUGCAGCAGGGCACAGCAGUGGUGCGCGUGAGGGUGCAGCCAGGGGCAGGGCGAGGGACACUGGUGGAGGCAGGGGCAGCGCAGGGUGCUCGCCCGCCUGUGAGAGGAGAGGCUUCUGUGCCGUUCGUGGGGGGCUUUGAUGUGCUGGGCGCAGGCGAGAUCUCUCUGUCUCUCGCCGCCAACACCACCACCAUUCGCCUCGUUGGAAACACAAACUCGGUGCAAGUGGCAUGGAGGCAAAGAGCGUCACUGGUGGUUAGGAGGACAGGCCCUGUGUCAGGGCAGGGUGUGAAGGGAGGCAGGCACAGCACUCGUGCUGCCAGUGCGCUCCGCAGCACCUCACCUGCCCCAGAAGGGCUUGCGGCCCUGGCAGAUGAGACAGUGUUUGCCGUCCAGGUUGUGCUGGGGGACCAUGCUGACCACGCACGUGCAUCGUUUGAAGAUGACGUCGUGUUCACUCAUCUCGGCACAGGGCAAAGGGAGACAGUGCAUGUGACCUUCAAUGCAGCUGCUGCCCCCGCCACCCUGGUCCCCCUCAACCUGCUGUGGCUCGCUGCACUCACCGCCGUCCGCCCAGGGUCUGCGUUCCACACGCCAGGGUCCAGUGCGUUCUCUCCAGUGUCCCCUUACAGCCAGAUGGGGUCGCCGAGUCCCGAGUAUGUGAGCUAUGCAGGCCGCACCAUUCACCGCGCUCCAGGGUAUACCAAUCCUAUGGAGGACCCUCCCUCCGACGACUCACUUCGUGAAGCAGCGCCUGGAAUUCGAAGAAAUCAGUCACUCGACGGCUCUAGGAAACGCAAGAUCGAUUCCUCGCUCGUUGAGUCCGAAUCGCGCUCCCCGAAGCAGACGAGAAUUGCCCAAUUGGACUAUUCCACUCCAUCCGCCUCCUGCCCAAUCUUCAACUUCCACACGGGAAAGCUUGAGGAUUAUUUCACUGUGGAGUCAGCGACGCUUGGCGCAGGACAAUUCGGCGUUGUGAGGCGGUGCGUCGACAAUGCAACGAAUCAGGCCUUCGCGUGCAAAACGAUCAAUAAAGACCGAUUGCUGACGUCAGCGGCGAGAGACGAGGUGCGGCGCGAGGUGGAGGCAAUGCGGAGCGUGGCGGGUCAUGCGGGCGUGGUUCAAUUGCGCGGUGUUUUCGAAGACGAGCGACAGGUUCACCUCGUCAUGGACCUGUGCGACGGUGGCGAACUCUUUGACGAAGUCGUGCGACGGGGGCGGUUACCGGAGAGAGAAGCCGCGCUUAUUUUUCGCCAAAUCGCCUCCGCCGUGGCGUUUUGUCACUCGAAGAACAUAAUGCACCGUGAUUUAAAGCCUGAAAACAUCCUCCUCGCAUCCUCAAACACCUCACGACUCCCCACCGCCAAGCUCGCGGAUUUUGGAUUCUCAAUUCCCAUUCCCCCCGGCCAUCGCGCGUGUGGCGUCGCCGGAUCGCCGUUGUACAUGGCGCCGGAGGUGCUCGGCGAGUACGGGGUGUCGGCGGACGUGUGGUCGCUGGGCGUGGUGCUGUACGUGCUGCUGAGCGGCAGCGCGCCGUUUUGGGGCGCGGACGACAACGGCGUGUUCCGCGCCGUGCUGGAGGCGCCGCUGGACCUGACGAGCGGCGCGUGGGCGGGGGUGUCGGCAGAGGCCAAGGGGCUGCUGCGCUGCAUGCUGCACCGCGAUCCGCGCCGACGCCCCUCCGCCGCCAAGCUGCUCUCCCACCCCUGGAUCCUCGUCCACGCCUUCGGCGGCCGCGUCGUGCGCCGCGUCCUCGCCGCGCCCGCGCUGCAGCAGCGGCGCAUGGGGGGGAGCGCUGCUGCUGUUCCGCUCUCCGCCUGA